AUAUAUACAUCGAAUAUGGCUUCUUCUGGAUCUUCGGCACACAUAUCUGUCUCCGGUUCGGACGAGGAUCAACUAAGGCAGAAAAAGAGGAAGAUCUCAAAUCGUGAAUCAGCGAAGAGAUCAAGGAUGAGGAAACAACAACAUCUGGACGAGUUAAUGGAUCAAGUGAGUCGACUCAACAAGGAGAAUGCUUGCGUGCUAACGAACUUGAACGUUACGAGGCAGAUGUGUUUGAAGGUGGAGGCGGAGAACUCGGUUUUACAAGCCCAAGUUACCGAGUUGACUCACUGGUUGAUCUCGCUAAAACGGAUUAUUGGAAAUAGUAAUAAUGAUAUGGUUGAUUUAGAUGAGCAGAUGAUGAUGAUGAUGAACGGUGAUGAUUUCUUUAAUAUGUGGAAUUGAUUUACGUGAACAUAU
Impatiens glandulifera is the source of this 417-nucleotide messenger RNA. RefSeq names its product bZIP transcription factor 11-like. Lineage: Eukaryota; Viridiplantae; Streptophyta; Magnoliopsida; Ericales; Balsaminaceae. Gene Ontology annotation, molecular function: transcription cis-regulatory region binding; DNA-binding transcription factor activity. The record is from RefSeq and is a predicted model, not a curated record. Gene Ontology annotation, cellular component: nucleus. Gene Ontology annotation, biological process: positive regulation of DNA-templated transcription. The transcript has a single exon. Bases 16 to 402 code for a protein of 128 amino acids.